CCAAGGCCGCGCAUUGCUGCACAGCUUUCUUGGCAGUUUGGACUGUCCUGGGAGAGGAGGAAUGCGUAUACAUACCCCGUCCUGCUCAACGUCCUACCCAGAAGCGUGGCUGACGCCGAAUCGGGCGAAGGGCCGGACAGACAGACAGACAUGUGGUCACGGAGGGUGAUGAGAGCGAUGCUGCUGUUGCUGUCCUGCGCCACGGCAACGCUGCCACAUCAAGGGGAAGGAGGGGGAGGGAUGGACCGAAUCCUAAAGCCAGACCGUCCCAGGCCAGAUCAAACGGACGGAGGCGAAGAUGGAGCUUGGGGGGGCGAGCGGGAGAACGAGGACCCCCGGUCCCGUUCCUUCGACGACGCCGCGGAGACCGCGGACCAGAAUAGCACCGCCCGCCCUGACCCGGAGCCCGAACCCGAACCCGACCCCAGGACCCCGUCCGGGACGGGUCCGUGCUUCGGCCUGGUGGAGGAGCACGAGGCCGUCGGGAGGGACCUGCUGAACGCGGUGCUCGAAGGCUGGGGAAGGGAAAGGGAGCCGGAGCAGGAGGAUCUGACCCGUUUCGGACUUUGUUCCGAUCCGGAUGGGAACUCGACCGGCCUGGACGCAGUGCUGUCUGCCCUAGCAAAGGGUGUGGAGAAAGACAGGGGCGGACUGCACGUUUUACACCCCACUAAAGAGCUCUGGGGGGCAGACGAGGAGCACCAGAGGAGAGAGCUGACCCUCCGCUUCCUCCUGCCCCCCCCACUGCCCCACUCCCGCCUCGGCGGCCUGGCCCCCGUCCUGAUCUUUGCCCUGGGGGGCACCGCCAGCACGGGUGCGAUGAGGGUGUCCUUCGGCAGCCCGUCCCUCCUCCCGCACCGACAGACAGUUUGCGUUUCAGCUGGGACCCGAUACGCAGUCCUGACCAGGAGACAAACGAAGGACCACGGUCACGGUCAAGGUCAAGGUCAAGGUCAAGGUCACGUGGUGCUGCGAAUUACGGUGGAGGCGAACCGGGCAGAGGAAGGGGAGAAGAGGAGCCUGCAGGACCUGCUGACAGGGGAGGGAGUCGGGCGUACUGGCACCCAGGGUCCUCUGCUGUUGUUCCAGAGCAGAAUACUGGACAGCGCAGACUCUCCUAGCAACGGAUUGGCACCAGAGGUGAGUCCAUCCCCAGGGCCUCUGGCACCCUCCCGGACUUUCCACUUCCUGUGCGUCCUGCAGAAAUUCCUGAGCGAGGCCCUCUCCCCGGAGAAGGCGGAGUCUGUUCCGGCUCAGGCUGCCUCCGUCUCCCUGGACUCCCUGCAGUCCCUGCCUCCCCUGACCCUGGGAGCCUCCUCCAGCGAGUCGCUCCUCCUGGGGCUCCUCAACUCCUCGGCCCCGACCUUGUUCUCCUUCCCCCGCCGGGCCGGCGAGCUGCUGGAGCACCGGGUGGAGCUGGAUCUACAGCCCCCCCUGGUGGCCGUGUUGAGACUGCGGCUGGAGGAGGCCGCGGCCCGGGCGGCUCGGGAGGCGACGGGAGGGUGUGGCCUCGGCGACCGGCUGCAGCGGCUGCGGGAGCUCGGCUCGCUGCCCGGGGAGGGUGCAGCGCCCCCAGCAGAUAAGGGGAGCGACAGAGAGGCGCAGUAUCGCGCCCUGCUCCUGUUCAAGGCCCUGCAGACGGUGCUGGGGGCCUGGGAGGAGGAGCGCAGCCUCCGGUCCGCCCGGGGGGGUCAGGAAGGCUCCGGAAAGGGGGGAGGGUGCCGGCUGCAGCCGCUGUCCGUGUCGCUGAAGAGCUACGUGCUGGAGCCCGCCACGGCCGCCAUCAACAACUGCGAGGGCCCGUGCGGCUUCCCGCUGGCGGAGGCCAACAACCACGCCAUCCUGCUGCACAGCCACGAGCAGAGCGGGCAGCCGCUGGGCCGCUCGCCUUGCUGCGUGCCCCUGCGGUACGCCGACCUGCAGGUGGUGGAGCUCAAGGGGGCGGGCACCGAGAUCACCAUCAAGCCCAACAUGGUCGCCAUGCGCUGCGGCUGCCGCUGAAGGAGGGGGAGGAGGGAGGGGUGGAGGGGGAGGGGGGUCGGGGGCGCGGGAACGCUGAGGUUCCGCAGGACCCCGCCCCUGACCCCGCCCCCGUUCCCGCUCGCGCCCGUCUGCGUUUCCGAACUCAGCUACCCAAAAAAAAACGACCAGACUGGUGGUCCUCACUUUGUACAUUCGUUUUUCUUUUAUUUUUUUUUCUUCUUUU
Anguilla anguilla (European eel) is the source of this 2206-nucleotide messenger RNA. RefSeq names its product anti-Mullerian hormone (gene amh). Gene Ontology annotation, molecular function: growth factor activity. The record is from RefSeq and is a predicted model, not a curated record. Lineage: Eukaryota; Metazoa; Chordata; Actinopteri; Anguilliformes; Anguillidae. The transcript has 7 exons. Gene Ontology annotation, biological process: gonad development. Bases 151 to 2001 code for a protein of 616 amino acids.